AUGGAGCUCUUCUUUCUCUUCUUCUUCUUCUUGAUUUCCCUAUUCUUGGCUUCUUCCAUUUCUUUUGGUAUUUGUUCCUUAGCUUAUAAAACCAAAGAAAAUUUCACUCGGCCAACAAUUCCUCCGGGAAGUUUCGGUUGGCCAAUCAUUGGUGAAACCCUUCAAUUUUUGGCUGCAAUGAAAGAGGGAGCAGUGGAAAAUUUUGUCUCAAAGAGAACAACCAAACACACCUCAAAAGUUUUCAAAACUUGUAUUCUUGGUGAGAAUUUCAUCAUAUUUUCUGGUGCUGCUGCAAAUAGAUUCAUCUUUUCAAAUGAUGGCAAGUUGUUCAUACGCUGGCGCCCUCCCUCGGUCCAGAAGCUCUUCCCCUCCACAGCACUUGUGCCCAUUGAAAAUGAUGCUGCCAAGGCCAGGAAGUUCAUAUCCUUGUUCUUCAAGUUCAAUGAGACUCACAAAUUUGUGGCAUCAAUUGACUCCAUUUCAAGAACCCACUUCAAGAGUUACUGGGAAGGCAAAAAUGAAGUUAAGGUACAUCCUCUAGUGAAAAUGCACACAUUCACCUUAGCUUGCCAUUUAUUUAUGAGCAUCGAUGACAAGGAGAAAUUGUCCAAGUUUUUGUGCCACUUCAAUAUUCUCACCAAAGGCAUACUAUCUGUACACUUAAACAUCCCGGGUACACCAUUUUAUCAUGCAAUAAAAGCAGCAGAAGCUCUCAGGAAAGAGAUUUAUGUGAUUGUGAAGGAGAGGAGGGAAGCCUUGGCAAAUAAUUUAGCUUCUCCAACACAGGAUGUGCUAUCACAAAUGAUUGCUUUGCCAUGCGACCACGAUGGGUUCAUGACAGAAUUGGAGAUUGCAGAUAAGAUUUUGGCAUUUCUGAUUGGGGGCCAUGACACUACGACUGCCACUAUCACUCUCUCUAUGAAAUAUCUUGCAGAGAUGCCUCAUGUCUAUAAUGAAGUUGUAAGAGAGCAAAGUGAGAUUAUAGGGCUAAUGAAGCCAAGAGAAGUGCUAUGUUGGGAUGAUAUACAAAAAAUGAAGUAUACUUGGAACUUUGUGAACGAAGUGAUGAGGAAUACAACAAUUGUUCAAGGUGCUUUUAGAGAAGCCAAGACAGAUUUCUCCUACGAGGGUUAUGUCAUUCCAAAGGGUUGGAAGAUAUAUUGGAGUGUGGGUUCGACCCAGAAGAACUCUGAAUACUUCUCAGAGCCAGAAAGGUUUAAUCCAAGAAGAUUUGAAGAAAAUGGACCUUCUCCUUACACAUAUGUUCCUUUUGGGACAAGUCCUUUGAUGUGCCCAGGAAAGGAGUAUGCUAGAGUGACUGUUCUUGUCUUCCUCCAUUACGUAGUGAAGAUGUUCAAAUGGGAACCAAUUCUUUCCAAUGAGAAAAUUAAAAUCGAGUUGGCCCCUGUUCCAUCAAAGGGGUUCCCAGUUUGGCUUUCUCCUCUUCAGAAUAAUUAGUGAAGGUUUUCUGGUUUUAUAUUUCUGAUAUGAUUUCAUUUUGUCAAUUUGUUCUGUUUGUAUUGAUAGGUUUCUCCUUGCAACGUGUAUGUUGUUGACUAUAUUAACCAUUAGCUUGCUAUAUGUUGCACGCAUGCCAUGAAUGUGCAUGACACCGUUGACACGUACUACAUUGUGG
Corylus avellana is the source of this 1636-nucleotide messenger RNA. NCBI's taxonomy places the organism in Eukaryota, Viridiplantae, Streptophyta, Magnoliopsida, Fagales, Betulaceae. The record is from RefSeq and is a predicted model, not a curated record.